Messenger RNA from Aphanomyces invadans, 2076 nucleotides. RefSeq lists its product as hypothetical. NCBI's taxonomy places the organism in Eukaryota, Oomycota, Saprolegniomycetes, Saprolegniales, Verrucalvaceae. The record is from RefSeq and is a predicted model, not a curated record. Gene Ontology annotation, cellular component: vacuole. Gene Ontology annotation, molecular function: gamma-glutamyl-peptidase activity. The transcript has a single exon. The coding region runs from base 30 to 1094 and encodes 354 amino acids. Gene Ontology annotation, biological process: tetrahydrofolylpolyglutamate metabolic process.
UGGCACCACGAACGACCGGCGACAGCGCCAUGGACAGCACAGGGGAUCGGCUUCCUCUUCUUGCAGGAAAGCAGUGUGAUGAGCCAAGUCGUUCGUGGCAACGUUUGGCCUUGAUAGGGAUGGCUGGUGUCGUGGUGGGUGGCCUUGCAGCCGUAGCUGUUUUGUCAUCGACGAUGCGAUCGACCGACGUUGCUGGCGCGGCGACGUCCACGCCUGCGCGUCCGGUCGUCACGAGCAACCCAAUCAUUGGUAUCCACGCGCACGAGUCUCUCUUCCACGACGAGUUCAUUGCGUCGUCGUACGUGAAGUGGAUCGAAAGCGCGGGUGGUCGUGCCGUCCGCAUUCCGUACAACACGUCGACGGACAAGCUAGCGCGUCUGCUGUCGAGCGUGAAUGGUGUCCUCUUUCCUGGAGGGUACGGAGACCCCCCCGAGAGCGCUUGGUUCAUGUACAACUACGCGAUCGAGGUGAACUCGAACGGGACGUACUUUCCCCUGUGGGGCACGUGCCUCGGCCUGGAAUGGCUCGUGAAGCUGUCGAGUCAGGACCAUUCCAUCUUGGACCACGUCGACGCCCGAAACGUGACGUCAAAUUUAACGUUCUUGGACAACGCGCUCGAGACGAGUCGCAUGUUCGGGUUCAGUCCGUCGUUCCGCGCGCUCGAGACCGCGGCACUUUCGUUCAACUACCAUCAAUGGGCCAUCACACUCGACCACUUCAUGGCAACGCCGGUGCUGCGGGCGUUCUUUCGUCCGCUCGCGACAUCCGUCGACCGGCAAGGUGUUGUGUACGUGGCUGCAAUCGAAGCGAGGACGAUGCCAAUCUACGGCAUCCAGUUUCACCCGGAGAAGAACCCGUACGAGUUUGGCCACAACAAACUCGGCGCGCACUACGCGAUCGACCACUCGUACGACGCGAUCCUGGCGUCCCAAGCGUUUGCGCACUUCUUCAUUCGAGAAGCCCAGCAAAACAACCACACGUUUGAAAGCCCGAGUGAAGAGCAAGCGGCGCUCUUGUACAACCAGCACACCACGAAUCGAUCGUAUCCAUCGUACGAAGAAAUCCUCGUGUUCGCGAGCGACGAUGGCCACUAACGUGGAUGCGUUGUGUCAUGCCAGUGGCCACCAUGAGCCCCCCUUUGUUGUUGUUGACUGUGAUGAAUUUACCCUCGAACGACGAGUGCCUCCAACGUCGCCAUCGACUUGGUACGAUACGAUUGCAGGGCCAUGUAGAGCAGCUGCUUCUUCAACGGGUCUGGCUGGAGGCGCAGCAUGCACGGGACGAUGACCAGCAUGUUGAGCGGUCCCAACUCGUGUGCCAUGCUCUGCGUGUAUUCGUCGGGGUCCAUGAAUCCAUUCCCAAACAAUCGCGAGUUGAUCUUGAACUCGUCCAGCUUGACUUUGUCCGCGUUGGUGCACCACUUCACGGCACGCAGGAUGCGCUUCUGCAGACCGCGGGCAUCGUCGUUGUAGACGCACUCGAGCGACUCCACUGGCGGCAGCUCGGGCACGACAGUCCAUGGGCGCGUCACUCGGUCCAGGCCAUACCACUCGACAUCGUCAGGGGACGCCAUGUGAGUUUGCACGGAUGGCACUCGCUCGAUGGGAGUGUCGCAGGAUGGCGAUGCUGGAGAGCUGUCCACUUCAACUGUCGCUGCAGUGGGCCGUGUGGCCACGACGGGCAGAGCUGGCGGCUCGGUUGCUACAUCCUCGUUGCAUGCGGCCACAACGUGGUAGUUGUCGGUGGGAACGACGCACGCUACGGCGGCAGGAGCUUCGACAUCACUGCUUGCAGCGACGAUGACAACUUCAUCACCUGGUGUCGCUUCGUGAACCUCGGCGACAGACACGUGGCGGUCUUCCAUGCAUAGCUCCUGCAUCGUCCGACCAGACUCGAGAUUCUCCAUGUCGCCAUCGUCAGUUUCCUUGGGCUUGUCACAAGGCGUCUGUGUGUCUUGGCUUGAUAGCGCACUUGCUUCGUCGGUGCUGGGUGCGCAUUUGAUGAUGGCAGAGCGAGGCGCUCGCCGCCCAGGGGGCAGCGGCCUGUUGAGCAUCGUCAAUUGCACCUCGCCCGUUU